CAUGUUCGUUUCUCCGUCCACCCGUGUAAGUAGCUUAUGCAUCUUCCCUUCGGACAUAUGAGUGUUGUUCAUUUUCAUUUCAUUUUCUUUUUUUUCUUUCUGGGGAAGGCGGGGGAUCAUGGGGAGAUGUUGUAUGCUUGUUUUCCUUUCUUGUUUUCCUUUCUUCAUUUCCUUUCUGUGGUUUCUCUUUCUGUCUGGUUUUUUCCAUUUUCAUUUCUCUUUCCUCUUUCUCAUCUCCUCGUUCACUUCCCGUUGCGCGUUGAUUGCGAAACACCGGCAACGUGUUGUUUUAUUCCAAACGCUUUUUCGUGGCUGGGUUGCUCUGGGACGACGUGACUCCCCCCUCCAGCGAGGGCUCCAUUGCGUGUCCGUCGACCUUGAUGCAUUGCCCCUGGUCAGCCCAAAUGAUGUUCCAUACGUCGGUUGUCUGAUUGUGUCUCUAUCUGUGUUUGCAUUUACAUUCUGUCUUUCUCCGGGGGGACCGAUCCGGGCCUGAGAUGUUUUCUAUAUUCGCUGCAUUUCUGUACUGGCACUCGGCCUGGGAUGACGGUUCCACGGGGGAGGACAAGGGAUCAAAAGCUAGAAUAUAGACUUAUGUGAUUAGAUCCAAGAGCCAUAAUAGAAGUAUGCCAGAG
Molecule: messenger RNA, 635 nt
Organism: Aspergillus steynii IBT 23096
Lineage: Eukaryota; Fungi; Ascomycota; Eurotiomycetes; Eurotiales; Aspergillaceae
Exons: 1
Coding region: 119-496 (125 amino acids)
Source: RefSeq, a predicted model, not a curated record